GCAGUAGCUCCCGGAAUAGGACCGUUGUGAGGCGGCCGGUUCCAAGUAGCCCCGGCGCGGGGGGGGGGGAGGCGGCCCUGUACAGUACGACUGCGGGGCCCUUUGCGCGCCACGACUGGGAUUCCAGCUGUGGCUACUGGAAGCGGCCUGGCCCAGCGGAAGGGUGGGGACUGACCUGUGCCUAGAGUCCAUCUCAGCACGCGGAGCCUGCCGCGAGUCCCCGGUGCCCCCUCCGGCGCGCUCCUGAAGCCACUUUCCCGAGCGGAAGUCAGCCUGCGUUUCGGGCCCUUUGGGGACCUGCUCGGAGGAAUGGCGCUGCCGGGUUCAGGCACUGUCUUCCUGCUGUCCCUGACAAUCAUAGCCAGCGCCCUGGCUCUGACACCCACUCACUACCUCACCAAGCAUGACGUGGAGAGGCUGAAAGCUUCGCUGGACCGCCCUUUCACAAGUUUAGAAUCUGCUUUCUACUCCAUCGUGGGACUCAACAGCCUCGGUGCCCGGGUGCCAGAUGUAAAGAAAGCCUGCGCCUUCAUUAAAUCAAACCUUGAUCCCAGCAAUGUGGAUUCCCUGUUCUACGCAGCCCAGUCCAGCCAGGCCCUCUCAGGCUGUGAGAUCUCUAUUUCAAAUGAGACCAAAGAUCUGCUUCUGGCAGCUGUCAGCGAAGACUCGUCUGUUUCCCAGAUCUACCACGCCGUUGCAGCCCUGAGCGGCUUUGGCCUUCCCUUGGCUUCCCAGGAAGCACUUAGUGCCCUGACCGCUCGCCUCAGCAAGGAGGAGGCCGUGCUAGCAACAGUCCAGGCUCUGCAGACGGCGUCUCACCUGUCCCAGCAGGCUGACCUGAGGAGUAUCGUGGAGGAGAUUGAGGACCUUGUUGCUCGCCUGGAUGAACUGGGAGGCUUGUAUCUGCAGUUUGAAGAAGGACUGGAAACAACAGCAUUAUUUGUGGCUGCCACCUACAAGCUUAUGGACCAUGUGGGGACUGAACCAUCAAUUAAGGAGGAUCAGGUCAUCCAGCUAAUGAAUACAAUCUUUAGCAAGAAGAACUUCGACUCACUCUCAGAGGCCUUCAGUGUGGCCUCUGCUGCCGCGGCGCUGUCCCAGAAUCGCUACCACGUGCCGGUCGUGGUUGUGUCCCAGGGCUCUCCUUCCGACACUCAUGAACAGGCGAUCCUGCGGUUACAGGUCACCAAUGUUCUGUCCCAGCCUCUGACUCAGGCAUCUGUUAAACUAGAGCAUGCUAAAUCCGUUGCUUCCAGAGCCACUUUCCUCCAGAAGACCUCUUUCACCCCUGUAGGGGAUGUUUUUGAACUAAACUUCAUGAAUGUCAAGUUGUCCAGUGGUUAUUAUGACUUCUCUGUCAGAGUUGAAGGUGACAACCGUUAUAUUGCAAAUAGUGUAGAGCUCAAAGUCAAGAUCUCAACUGAAGUUGGCAUCACCAAUGUUGAUCUCUCCACUGUGGAUAAGGAUCAGAGCAUUGCCCCCAAAACCACACGGGUGACCUACCCAGCCAAGGCCAAGGGCACAUUCAUCGCAGAUAGCCACCAGAACUUUGCUUUGUUCUUCCAGCUGGUGGACGUGAACACCGGUGCCGAGCUCACACCUCACCAGACAUUUGUCCGACUUCAUAACCAGAAGACUGGCCAAGAAGUGGUGUUUGUUGCUGAGCCGGACAGCAAGAAUGUAUACAAGUUUGAGUUGGAUACUUCUGAGAGAAAGAUCGAAUUUGACUCUGCGUCCGGCACCUAUACUCUCUACUUGAUCAUCGGAGAUGCCACUUUGAAGAACCCAAUCCUGUGGAAUGUGGCUGAUGUGGUCAUCAAGUUCCCUGAGGAAGAUGCUCCAUCAACUGUCCAGUCUAAGAACCUUUUCACCCCCAAACAGGAAAUUCAGCACCUGUUCCGUGAGCCUGAGAAGAGGCCCCCCACAGUGGUGUCUAAUACAUUCACUGCCCUGAUCCUCUCGCCCUUGCUGCUCCUCUUUGCUCUGUGGAUCCGGAUUGGUGCCAAUGUCUCCAACUUCACUUUUGCUCCUAGCACGAUAAUCUUUCACUUGGGACAUGCUGCGAUGCUGGGGCUCAUGUACAUCUACUGGACUCAGCUCAACAUGUUCCAGACCCUGAAGUACCUGGCCAUCUUGGGCAGCGUGACGUUUCUGGCUGGCAAUCGGAUGCUGGCCCAUCAGGCGAUCAAAAGGAUCGCUGCAGAGCAGAGCAGUAGAUUGGCAAAAUAUAGGACACUACGAACAGCGCAUUAGUCCCGGCCAGAGGAAGAAAGGGAAGUCUAAAACCCGAAAUGAAUGUCAAGAAGAAGAGUCAAGAACAAUUCAGUUUGAAAAGGGGAAUGAAAGAAAUACUGUGUUUAUGAAGAAGAAAGUUGACAUUGUGGUCACACUUUGCUCGUUUUUCUGUUGCCCACACAGAGCCGGAGGGGCCAGAUACUCUGUUUCGUUGGCAGGACGCCCUGGCAGGACGCUGUGAAUACUCCUAACUCACCCUAACGUUGCGUUGGAAAAGUUGAAGUCUGUAAAAAGUUGUUUUGGAAUAAAGAGGAUAAGGGGGACAAAGUCC
Phyllostomus discolor (pale spear-nosed bat) is the source of this 2566-nucleotide messenger RNA. RefSeq names its product ribophorin II (gene RPN2). Gene Ontology annotation, biological process: protein N-linked glycosylation. Gene Ontology annotation, cellular component: oligosaccharyltransferase complex; membrane. The record is from RefSeq and is a predicted model, not a curated record. The transcript has 18 exons. NCBI's taxonomy places the organism in Eukaryota, Metazoa, Chordata, Mammalia, Chiroptera, Phyllostomidae. The coding region runs from base 310 to 2253 and encodes 647 amino acids.